AUUCUAGUGCCCCGCCUCUCCAUUCCCACAUGACUCCCACACCAUAACAACAACAGGAGUCGGAAGAUGGCGAGCAGGGAGGAGGUAAGUCUGUUUCAGCCAUCAUCCCCGAGUGGAGCUAUGGAGUCUGUCUUUUCACGGGACACAGAGCCCUCUCCUGAAAUUGAGAGACUGACAGCUAGACUUCGGCAGCUGUUGGGCCGUUACGAGACGGCAGUGCUUGUUGCUCAGCGGUUGUUGGUGUGGGAAAGGCCGCUCCUCAGCGUAUUCAUGGCAAGCGCACUUAGCGGUGUUUUCUGGUUGUUCUCCAGCACAUAUCUGCGACCCCUCUUUCUACUAAGUGUUUCACUCCUUGGAGUAAUACUGCUAGAGCGAUGGAAGCAUAAACUGCUGCCUGAUUUAAUCGGUCAACAUACUGAGGAAUCUGGAGAGGAAUGUGAAACGGAGAUCAUGCAUCCUCGACUUCUUAGCUUCCCUGAGUUGUGCCAGUAUUUGGCUGAGAGUUGGUUGACCUUUCAGAUGUACUUGCAGGAAGUUGUUUUGUAUAAGAACCAGAAUCCUGGCAAGUUUUGUGCCACUGUAUGUGCUGGCUGUUCAGUUCUGGCUGUGACUGGCCACUACGUUCCAGGCAUCAUGAUCUCUUAUAUCGUCUUGCUGAGUGUUCUACUUUGGCCACUGGUGGUGUAUCAUGAACUGAUCCAGAAGAUGUACAAUGGCUUGGAACCCAUUUUAAUGAAGCUAGAUUACAGCAUGAAAGGUGAAAGACAGCAUCGUAAACAUGAGAAAAAAAAAAAACAAGUGAAGAAGGAGCCUGAAGAAAGCAGUGAACCCAUGGCAGAAACAGAAAGUGAAAGUGAAGCAGAACUUUCCAGUUUUUCUCCAAUGCUUGAUGUUAAAACAACAGCAUUAGCAUUAGCGAUAACUGAUUCUGAGUUGUCAGAUGAGGAGGCAUCAAUCCUAGAGAGUGGAGGAUUUUCUGUUUCUAGAGCAACAACGCCACAAUUGACUGAUGUCUCUGAAGACCUUGACCAGCAAAGUGUACAUAGUGAGCCAGAGGAGACCUUUUCCAAGGACCUUGCAGAAUUCCCAUCAAUAGAUGAAUUUGACUCAAAGGAUCAAAGAAUACAGAGUGAAGAAGAAGAGGAGACCUUUGGGGUACCUGCAGAUACUCACAUAGCAGAGGCUGUAGAUGGUCUUGGACCAGAGACUAGCAGUGCUGAAUUCUUGAUUCAGAGACUGGCAUCUCCCCUUCAUUUUGUAAAUACACAUUUUAAUGGGAAUGCUCAGCAGAACAGUGAAGGACAGCCCAUUGCAUCUGAAGGAAUAGGCAUGACGAUUGAAGCUUUAAGUCAAGAAAUUGUCACAACAGCCAUCAGCACUGUGGUCCAGAACACACUUUCAGCUCUUUUGAGGUCUUCAGAAGCAAAUGAAGGCCCUUCUAUAUCAGAAUUUCUCCCAACUGAACCUGAGGAAAAACUACACUUUCAAACACAGCUGAUAGAGACUGAGGAAACCGAUAAGACUGUGGCAGCAGAAGAGGAGGAAGCAGAUGACUUUGAGCUUUUGGACCAAGGAGAACUAGAGCAGAUGGAUGCAGAACUGGGUUUUGACAAGAAACAUAAGCAGCUGGAACAGGAACAUCCUGUUACUGAGGCUUCAGAGACCUCUCUGUCUUUACCAUGUGAGCUGCCAGAGAAGGAGUCUUAGCUAAAUUGCAUUCUGUCUGUGCUGGAGUCUACAUUUUUGCAUUCAAAUGUAUGCAAAAGGUUUGCAUUUUUAUGCAGCUGUACCACCAGAUCCUCCCUGAUGGCAGAUUGAGUAGGUGAUUCAUAAUUUUAUCAUCAAGUAACACAUUUUAGCUUAACGUGCUCUGAACAUCUGAGGUAGAAUUUACAGAAAUCAAAAGCCUCAGUUUAAUGGGUGUUCCAUGUGUUCUCAUAAAGCUUAUAUUUAUACAUGCAAGUAGUCCCCUUAUUACAAUGCAGCUAUAGUUUUUGUAUAUAUGGAGUUACAGAACUAGUUUGUGUUGAUGAAUAUAUUUCAUCCCAUGCAAUCUCUGUAGAGCAGAAUUGCUUGUAAACUAGAAAGGCAGGGAGGUCCUUGCUUUUAAACUUCUGUCAUUAUUGAAGGAUGCUAUACAGUGAAAUUUGAAUGAACCACAUUGAUUUCUCACUCUUAUGUUUUGUGUUCAGUUUCCCAGUUAUCUCUCACCCCAGAUCACAGGAGAGGUAUCUGUAAACAGUCUGUAUAGGAUAUUCUGCAGGCUAGUCUGACAUCUUUUGCGAUAGACUUGCUGUUUCUUUGUCUCGAUGGGUGAGGUACAAGGAUGAUACAUUUUUGUGCCAGGCCUUAUCCAUUGCCUGCCUUCAGAUAUUUGUAAUCCCCUUCUCACAUAAUUGUUGCAGUACUGAACCUGGAAGGACCGUACACCAAUAAAUGAUAUGAAUGAAGGAGAUGGCCCUUGCUGCCUUAAGUACGUCGUUUUCAGUCAUCUUUGGAUUUCCUUUCCCGCAGUAUAAUCUGCAUUGUUCCCUAAAAAAUGGGAAAAGGGUAUGUGUUCUGUCUUCCCAACAAGCACUUGCUAUAUCUAAAGAAGCACUUAAUUUAAACUGCAGUACUGACUUUGUCUAGCAUUAGGUGGAUGCUGCAUUCAUGUGUUGUCAUCUUUUAGGAAUAAUCCAACACCUUGAUUUCAUCUGCUUGUUUUGCUAGAUGGUAAAGAUUCCAUAGCACUCCUUUUAGAGUAAAUUCCCACUGAAAGUUUUAAAAUCUAGAAGAUCAUGAAGAGAAAUCAGCAUCAGUAAAUAUUGUUUAGCUGUUCUUGCAAAAUUCUUUUGUAAAUUUGUUUCCUAGGUCUACUUUACACUCAGAUCUUCACUUAAGAUUUCUCCAGAAUGAAAGUAGUUCUUGGGGUAUUCCUGCCGUUGACAGUCAGACGCCCCAACCCAUAAAAAGCCACUGGUGUAAGGAAGCCAUGGAAGGUACAUCACCUCAUUCCAUCAGUGGAGAUGCAGCAAGUUUUGAAUUUAAACUCCGUACGUAAUUCAUUAUGGAGAAAAGAGUACCCUUACUUUCUGGAAUAUUAAUGCUUGUGCUGUAGAACUUCAUUGCCUGUUUUGUCAAGUGAGGAGAUGUUUAAAUGUAAACUUGAAUGUUGGAUGAUAAUGAUCUGAGAUGAUGAAAUGCAUGCAUUAUUCAGUAUGGCAUGUUUAACUGCAAAUGCAAAAAAUGGGACUUUAAAAUAGAUGUUUGCCAUAUUUUUAAAGGAAAGCAGAUAUUUCAUAUUAGUGACGUUACUUGUUUGGUGGUGAAACCUAUAGAAGGAAACCCCAAUGGCUUAAGCUUAAAGAAUUCUGUCAAGGUCAUGACUACCUACAUGCUCAGAGCAAAUGGAAUUUAGUUAAUUGCAUUAUGGCUCAUUAUUGAAAUGUUCUGUAUAUGUGUGUAUAUGUAUGUACAUGCCCUUAUUUGUGAGGCAGGGUGUCACUACUUUUUAUGCAGAAAUAACUCUAGUAACUGAAAUACUGUUUGUGACAUUAGCAGUAGUCACUGAUGUUAGUGUUCCUUCUGGUUUUGGAAGUGUAUUUAUGUUUGUGGAUUUUUCUUUUCUGCUUGAGGGAAAAAUCUUUUAUUCUACUGUGAUUUACAGGAUUGCAUUAGAUCCUGUAGAAUAUUUUUUUCUGUACAUUUUUAAGGCAUUGAGUUCCACAUUAUUCUGACUUAUUUUUAUGUAGUUCAGUUAUUUUUGUUUAGUUAAAUUAUAUCAGAGCCUUAUGUUUUUAAAAAAAUAGAACUGAUAAAACAGUUUAUAUACUGAAUAAACCAAGGCAAGCAA
This is a messenger RNA of Protopterus annectens (West African lungfish), 3835 nucleotides long. RefSeq names its product reticulophagy regulator family member 2 (gene RETREG2). Lineage: Eukaryota; Metazoa; Chordata; Ceratodontiformes; Protopteridae. Bases 67 to 1707 code for a protein of 546 amino acids. The record is from RefSeq and is a predicted model, not a curated record. The transcript is spliced from 9 exons.